This is a messenger RNA of Oppiella nova, 536 nucleotides long. Lineage: Eukaryota; Metazoa; Arthropoda; Arachnida; Sarcoptiformes; Oppiidae. The record is from the annotation of a GenBank genome assembly.
AUGUCGUCAAAUAGUGUACCACAAUUGGUGGCAUUGGUUCAGAGCAGAUCCAGUCGUGGAUUAAGCCUUCAGAGUCUCGUUCUUGAGUUAUGGGCAUACCUAACGAUGUUAUCGUAUUCGUGGGCCAAUGACUAUCCUCUUUCGAUGUACGCCGAGAUUUGUUUGUUUCACAUAUCGAUUGGCAUUCAUUUGAUUCCCAUCUCGGUAUCCGUGAUACUUAUUCAAUUGGGAAACCCUAUUGGAUGGUAUAGUAAAGGACUCCAAUUGUGGACAAUAGUGAAGAACAAAGAUUCGGGACAAGUGUCGGCCCUAACGUGGAGUCUAAACGCGUGUUCGUGCGCCUCCCGUCUCACAACUCUAUACCUGUCUAUAAUGGAUGGCAUAGUAGUGACCACUUUAAUCGUCUCAUUCUUCCUCAACACUGGGGUCGCAAUCGCUGCUCAUAUAUACCGACCGAAGAUUAAAACACAAUAGGCUUUGAGAUAUACUUUUUAAUGUUACUUUUAAAAUCAAAUCAAAUCAAAUGAUUACUGCCA